AAAAAAAAAAGGAAGACAGCACUGGGUGGUUGUGCUCACCUUUACUCCUACCACUCAAGAGGCAGAGGCAGGUGGAUCUCUCUGAGUUCCAGGACAGCCAGAGCUACACAGAGAAAUCCUGUCUUAAAAACAAACGAGAAAGAAAAAGGAAAGCAGAGGGGAGAGGAAAGCAGAAUAAGCAGGCUGGGCACUCACCCCAUCUCUCUGAAGCCUCUGUGCCCAGCGUCCUGCUGUCAGAACCCCUGUCCUGAGGCUUGCCCACAUCCCGGCAGACAGCCUAACCUGCCAGGGUCAUCAAGGCCCAUGUCAGAAGUGUCAGUGGGGGCACCCAGACAGGUUCCCAGGUGGCGGAAUGCCUGUGUUUGUGGUGGAGCCACUUUUCAGCUUUGGGUGGGUACGGCAUAAACCCUCGUGACCUUGCAGCUGACAUUCCUCAGAAACCACAUGGUCCCAACUGGCAGGGACAGCUGCAGACGGUUCCCAGGGUGGUGCCCGUUAUUCAUCCAGGCCCUACUCAGCUCCUGGUUGCUUUUUGUUCCCAGUGGGCAGUGGGCAGCCGAUACUUUGGAUCCAGCACCAUGAGGGUCUAGAAGCAGCUAACCAACCACGGUCUUUUCCUGAGUGGCCAGGCUGUGGGAAGAUGGGGCAGGACCAGACAAAGCAACAGAUUGAAAAAGGACUACAGCUGUACCAGUCCAACCAGACAGAGAAGGCACUGCAGGUGUGGAUGAAGGUGCUGGAGAAGGGCUCCGACCUCGUGGGCCGCUUCCGGGUGCUAGGAUGCUUGGUCACAGCUCACUCAGAGAUGGGCCGCUACAAAGAGAUGCUGAAGUUUGCUGUGGUCCAGAUUGACACUGCACGGGAGCUUGAGGAUGCCGACUUCCUGCUUGAAAGCUACCUGAACCUGGCACGCAGCAAUGAGAAACUGUGUGAGUUCCACAAAACCAUCUCCUACUGCAAGACCUGCCUUGGCCUGCCUGGCACCAGGGCUGGUGCCCAGCUUGGGGGCCAGGUCAGCCUGAGCAUGGGCAAUGCUUUCCUGGGCCUCAGCCUCUUCCAGAAGGCCCUAGAGAGUUUUGAGAAGGCCCUGCGCUAUGCCCACAACAAUGAUGACACCAUGCUGGAGUGCCGCGUCUGCUGCAGCCUGGGCAGCUUCUACGCCCAGGUCAAGGACUAUGAGAAAGCCCUGUUCUUUCCCUGCAAGGCUGCAGAGCUUGUCAACGACUAUGGCAAAGGCUGGAGCCUCAAGUAUCGGGCCAUGAGUCAGUACCACAUGGCUGUGGCCUACCGCCUGCUCGGCCACCUGGGCAGUGCCAUGGAGUGUUGUGAGGAGUCCAUGAAGAUUGCUCUGCAGCAUGGCGACCGACCACUGCAAGCGCUCUGUCUGCUCUGCUUUGCCGAUAUCCACCGGAGCCGCGGGGACCUGGAGACAGCCUUCCCCAGGUACGACUCCGCUAUGAGCAUCAUGACUGAGAUUGGAAAUCGCCUGGGACAGGUACAUGUGCUGCUGGGUGUGGCCAAGUGCUGGAUGGCCAGGAAGGUGUUGGACAAGGCUUUAGAUGCCAUUGAGAAAGCCCAGGACCUGGCUGAAGAGGUUGGAAAUAAGCUGAGCCAUCUCAAGCUGCACUGCCUGAGUGAGGUCAUCUACCGCAGCAAAGGGCUGCAGCAGGAGCUCCGCGCGCACGUCGUGAGCUUCCAUGAGUGUGUGGAGGAGACCGAGCUCUACUGUGGCCUGUGUGGCGAGUCCAUCGGGGAGAAGAACAGCCGGCUGCAGGCCCUGCCGUGCUCCCACAUCUUCCAUCUCAGGUGCCUGCAGAGCAAUGGCACUAGGAGUUGCCCCAACUGUCGCCGCUCCUCCAUGAAGCCAGGUUUCGUGUGACUUCAGUGGCCAUCUUGGGUUUUUACACCACUUCCCUUGGCCCUUUCUCUACCAUCAAGCUGGAAGCCCUGGUGAAAUCCUAGAAUAGCUACCAGGACCUCCAUUACCAAUUUAAGGCCUGGGGUCUGCCUGCUGCUUCUCUGGUCCUUGCUCCCCUCCCCUGCCUCUUUCUACUUUGUUCUUUAUAGAAAAAUAAACUGCUUGU
This is a messenger RNA of Alexandromys fortis (reed vole), 2084 nucleotides long. RefSeq names its product receptor associated protein of the synapse (gene Rapsn). Lineage: Eukaryota; Metazoa; Chordata; Mammalia; Rodentia; Cricetidae. The record is from RefSeq and is a predicted model, not a curated record. Gene Ontology annotation, molecular function: acetylcholine receptor binding; protein-membrane adaptor activity. The transcript is spliced from 8 exons. Gene Ontology annotation, biological process: synaptic transmission, cholinergic; positive regulation of neuromuscular synaptic transmission. Gene Ontology annotation, cellular component: plasma membrane; neuromuscular junction. The coding region runs from base 641 to 1879 and encodes 412 amino acids.